Synchiropus splendidus (mandarinfish) is the source of this 2692-nucleotide messenger RNA. RefSeq names its product branched chain ketoacid dehydrogenase kinase (gene bckdk). Gene Ontology annotation, biological process: protein phosphorylation; regulation of glucose metabolic process. Lineage: Eukaryota; Metazoa; Chordata; Actinopteri; Syngnathiformes; Callionymidae. The record is from RefSeq and is a predicted model, not a curated record. The coding region runs from base 113 to 1327 and encodes 404 amino acids. The transcript has 11 exons. Gene Ontology annotation, cellular component: mitochondrion. Gene Ontology annotation, molecular function: pyruvate dehydrogenase (acetyl-transferring) kinase activity.
UACUGUAUCCAGCUAUGUGCUAUUGUGCACUGUAGCCCUGCACCCCAGAUGGCCUCUCGGUACUUCUAGACAAGACCUCUCAAGAACCGAGCCACACUGAACAGAGAGAAAGAUGCUGUGUAGCCUGACCGGCAGAGCCAGCUCAAGGCUGGGCAGCCUCCUGCUCGCAGCUGGCACCAAGACAGUUACGCCGAAGUCAAGCAGCGGAAGCUUCCACGCCACUUUUACAAUGGCUACUGUCACGUCGUUUUACAACCAAGCGGCUAUCGACGCUUCAGCAGAAAAGGCCUCAGUUAGGCUGACCUUAGCAACCCUUCUGUAUUCUGGGAAAUCUCCGGAUGGACACCACAUCUUGAGCAGUGCCAAGUAUCUUCACAAGGAGCUGCCUGUGCGAAUUGCCCAUCGCAUCAAGGGCUUUCGUAGUUUGCCGUUCAUCAUUGGCUGCAACCCCACAAUUCUGCAAGUGCACGAGCUUUACAUCAGAGCCUACCAUAUGCUAAGUGAAUUUCCCCCGAUUAAAGAUCAGGAGGUGGACACUCAAUUCUGCAAGCUCGUCAGGCAGCUGCUGGAUGACCACAAAGAUGUGGUGACCAUGUUGGCUCAGGGUUUUCGGGAGUCUCGCCGACACAUCCAGGAUGAGACCAUUAUUCGAAACUUCCUGGACACAACACUGUGCUCUCGGUUGGGUAUCCGGAUGUUGGCCACACAUCACCUGGCUCUCCAUGAAGACAAUCCGGAUUUUGUGGGAAUGAUUUGCAGACGCUUGUCUCCAAAGAAAAUCAUUGAGAAGUGGGUGGACUUUGCCAGACGUCUUUGUGAGCACCAGUAUGGAAACUCUCCCAGAGUGAGGAUCAACGGACACGUAGCGGCUCGCUUCCCCUUCAUCCCUCUGCCGCUGGAUUACAUCCUGCCUGAACUCCUCAAGAAUGCUAUGAGAGCCACCAUGGAGUCUCAUCUGGAAACUCCAUACAAUGUCCCUGAUGUAGUCGUCACCAUCGCCAACAACGACAUUGAUUUUGUCAUCAGAAUCUCGGACCGCGGCGGCGGCAUCCCGCACAAGAUCAUCGACAAAGUGAUGGACUACCACUUCAGCACGGCCGAGGAGAGCGCACAGGACCCACGCAUGAACAACCUUUUCAACAACAUUACCAACAGUGGGAACCAGUCCAGUCCCAUGCAUGGGUUCGGCUUUGGCUUACCUACAUCCCGGGCCUAUGCUGAGUACCUCGGUGGCUCCCUCUCCAUUCAGUCCAUGCAGGGCAUCGGCACUGACGUCUACCUGCGUCUGCGCCACAUUGAUGGGAAAGGAGAGAGUUUCAGAGUCUAAGCCCUGUUUCGCCUCAGAGGACCCACCUCCACACUCCACACACAGGGACUUCAGGACUCGACACAAACCCACAUCUUUUUUUUUGCCUGAUUAUAAGCUAUGUUAGCUCUCGAGUUAAUGACUUCUCCUCUUGUGUAUUGUACCCAGUUGUGUGCUUUUUUUUUUUUUUUACGUUUUUAGAGAGUAACUGAAUUCUUGAAUAUGUAGUGUUUCGGGACAAACUGUGCAUGACUGUUUAUGUUAUUGAAACCGAAUGAACUGGACAGACACAGGAACUUCAGUUUUAAAGAGGUUCUCUCCUGUUACUGUUACUCAACUGCCCUGUUUGCUGAUCAAUAUGAAAGUGUUCAAAGUGAUGGCUUUAUCCAAAUCUUUCAGGAGGACACCGGUUUCUUGUGGUCCCACGCCUCGCCUCAAUAUAUGUAGCCGGUGAAAGGCAGUGAGUCGUCAUUGUUUUAGGGUUUUAAAAUAGUUUUUCAAGAAUGCUUGGUUGUUAUAUCUGAUUGUAAUGAUACAAAGACUCCUCUGCCUCCCGACUGUGUCUCUAAAACAUGCCAGUAUUUGUCAGUCAAACUGCCAAAAACACCGCUUUUCAAAGCUUUUUAACCUGAUUUCUGACAAUCUGUUUUCAGCAGUAUUUUUGUGGAUCUUUCAGGAAGGAAAGUCCAGAUGCCUUACUCUGCAAUGUUUAUUUCAAGUAGCUCUGCCUUUAUUUGAUCUCUGAUACACUCCAGUUUGUUGGGAAGUGUCUAGAACUGUGACACGUCAACGACAAUUUUCCACCUUUUUACUAUUGUUGUUAUUCCUCAGUAGUUUUUGGACUUUUUGGAGUGAUCCAGUGACAUAGUGCUAAAUAGCACCUAAUAUCAAACAACAAAGUCCACGGCAAAGACCUGAGUUGUGAAAAUGUGGUUUAGUUUGCCUUGAACUGAAGAUUCUUUUUCUGUGCACCUCAAAAAAAUUAGGUAACAUCAGCUUGGUCAAAAUUACUAUACAAGAUUAAAAGAAUGUUUAAAAUAGUCAGAUUAAAUACACCAUUAAUCCCCUUAUUACUCUGGAAGUCAUAUUUUUGAGGUGAAAAUCUGUAGCUGUAUAACUAGUACUCUAAACAUUCCCCAAAUCACUUGCCAUCACUACAUGAACUUGUAUGUUUACUGUUAUUUCUUGUUGAUGAAUAUGUUUUGGUUGACAUUGGAUUCUCUGUAAUUCCUUAGGUUGUGCAUGCACUUCUAGUUGAGAAAGAAACCCAUUAGUUUUCAUGAACGUUUACUGAUAGAAUGCAAAUAUCCUUAUUCAUCCUCAAAUCAACCUAUAAUUGGAUUUGUGGACACCGAAGGAGCUACUGUUGCAGUGGACUGGUUUAUU